GUCCUGCAGGCAUUCAAAGAACUUCACAACAAGAUAAUACUCGAUCUUUUACUAACACAACACAGCCACUCUCAUUUUUUAGCCAUGAAACUGCAAUCCUUAAUCUUAUCAUUAGCACUCCUAAUUACUUCCACCGAACCGGCUCAAGUGCCAUUCUCCUGCGAUCGGUCCGACCCGCUCACAGUAUCCUUCCGCUUCUGCCAAACCAAUCUCUCCAUCAGCGACAGAGUGAAAGAUCUCGUCUCCAACCUCACUCUCGACGAAAAGAUUGCCCAGCUCGUUAGCUCCGCCCCGGCUAUUCCGCGACUCGGCGUCCCCGCCUUCGAGUGGUGGUCAGAGGCGUUGCAUGGCGUCUCCCACUUCGGCAGGGGGAUUUCGUUCAACGGCACCAUCAAGGCAGCCACUAGCUUCCCUCAAGUCAUUCUUACCGCGGCUUCGUUCCAUGAAAAUCUUUGGUACCGCAUUGGAAAGGCAAUUGGGCAAGAGGGUCGAGCAAUGUACAAUGAAGGGCAAACAAAAGGGUUGACAUUCUGGGCACCAAACAUCAAUAUAUUCAGAGAUCCACGAUGGGGGAGAGGUCAAGAAACACCCGGUGAAGACCCGAAAACGGCGGGGAAGUAUGCGGUAGCGUAUGUAAGAGGAGUUCAAGGCGACGAUUUCCAAGGCGGGAAGACGGGGAAUCAUCUUCAAGCCUCUGCUUGUUGCAAACACUUCGCUGCAUAUGAUUUGGAGAACUGGAAUGGCAAUCUGCGUUUUGGAUUUAAUGCUAGUGUGACUAAACAAGAUUUAGCCGAUACAUAUCAACCACCAUUCCAGAGUUGCAUACAGAAAGCCCAAGCAAGCGGAAUAAUGUGUUCUUAUAACAGUGUGAAUGGGGUCCCUAGUUGUGCUAAUCAAGAAUUUCUUAACAUAACUGCGCGUCAGCAAUGGGGGUUUAAUGGGUAUAUUGCCUCAGAUUGUGAUGCUGUAGAAAAUGUUUUAAAAGACCACAAGUAUACAAAAACUCCAGAAGAAACUGUAGCUGUUGUGCUCAAUGCAGGGAUGGAUGUCGAUUGCGGGAAAUUUUUGAGUCAAUAUACCAAAUCAGCAGUAACACAGAAGCUAGUUUCGCAAGGUCAAAUUGACAGAGCUCUACACAACCUAUUCAGCACUCGUAUGAGAUUGGGAUUGUUUGCUGGAAACCCCAAAGACCUCCUUUAUGGUGGCAUUCCUCCAACCAACGUUUGCAGUCAAGAACACCAGAGUUUAGCUCUAGAGGCAGCAAGAAAAGGCAUCGUUUUGCUGAAAAAUGAUCAUAAACUGCUUCCUCUGUCAAAGAACAAGAGUAUGUCCCUCGCCAUUAUAGGGCCUAAUGGAAAUAAGGCAAAUGUUCUUCAGGGAAAUUACUUUGGCCCGGCAUGCAAAUCUGUUGAAAUACUUAGAGCCAUGCAGAGUUACGUUGAUUACCCUUCGUUUCUUGAAGGCUGCGUUGAUGGAGUGAAUUGUACUUCUGCUACAAUAGAUGAAGCUGUAAAGUUGGCCGAAAAAUCCGAUCAGGUGGUCCUAGUAAUGGGAUUGAGUCAGAGGCAAGAAAGGGAAGAGGUAGAUCGUGUGCACUUGGAGCUUCCAGGGGAUCAAGAGCUUCUCAUUACAGAUGUUGCUAAUGCUGCAAAGAAGCCUGUCAUAUUGGUGUUGGUUUGUGGCGGUCCAGUUGAUAUUACCUUUGCUAAAUCACACCCGAAUAUCAGCAGCAUUUUAUGGGCUGGUUAUCCGGGUGAAGCGGGAGGCCCUGCGCUUGCAGAGAUUAUAUUUGGUGAUCACAACCCUGGAGGAAAGUUACCUAUGACAUGGUACCCUAAAAAUUACACUAAUGUUGCAAUGACAGACAUGAAUAUGAGGGCCAAUAAGUCUAGAGGGUACCCAGGGCGUACAUAUAGGUUCUACAAAGGUCCUACAGUUUUCAACUUUGGCGACGGUCUUAGCUACUCAACCUAUGCUUAUGAAUUCACUUCCACUACACCAACCAUGGUAAACUUGACCCAGCUGUCAAGUGUAAAAACAUCUAUGGGAUUCAAUUCUUUCAAAUACAUAUCAGUGGAUGAUAUUGACAAAGAGACAUGUGAGAAAACAAAGUUUUCAGUCACUGUUGGAGUUCAAAACUCUUGGGAAAUGGAUGGAACUCACCCAGUGCUACUUUUCAUGAAGCCUACCACAGAGAAAGAUGGAAACCCAAUGAAACAGUUGGUUGGGUUUCAAAGUGUAAACCUAAAAGCUGGUGAAAGGCAUGAAGUUCACUUUGAACUCAACCCUUGUCAAGAUCUCAGCACUGCCAAUAAGGAUGGGUUGAUGGUGAUUGAAGAGGGCUCUCGGCGUUUAGUAGUUGGAAAUAUAGAUCACGCUAUUAACAUAGUUUUUUGAAUGGUACUCCUCUAUCCCUUAAAAUGUUGUCAUGUUUUCUUUUUUGGUUGUCCCAAAAGCUUUGUCACUUUUCCUUGUAAUCAAUCGCACGUUUUUAAUUUAUUAUUUUCCAUGCCGGUCAAACUUUGAUAUUUUGUUUGUUGUAACUUGUUCA
Molecule: messenger RNA, 2551 nt
Organism: Cuscuta europaea
Lineage: Eukaryota; Viridiplantae; Streptophyta; Magnoliopsida; Solanales; Convolvulaceae
Source: the annotation of a GenBank genome assembly